GUUAACAAUCACAAUUAUCAAAUAAUAAACAUUUGAAAAUCUAUUUUCAACAAUCCGAAGAAUUAGAAUCUUUAGAUUGUUGACAAUCUACAAAUUUAAACUCAUAUUCUCCAAACCACCCCCUAAAUCAAAUAUAGUAUCCUCUUUGUCCAAUAUAGAAAAUAUUCGUCUGAAAGUACGUAGUGAUUGGAUUUUGCUUCGGAUUCAACUGAGUACUUACCUAAUCAUCUUGUUAUUAUACAAAAUGUUCUUAUACGUGUUAGAAAGAUUCUUACUCGCUUCCAUUUUUACUAGUGUCACUAGUAAAUCGAUCAAUUAGACGAAUACGCAAAGCAAAAUACGUGAAAUUACUAAUAAGGUUUUAGAAAGAAAAAAAAAACAAAAAAUCGCGACUCUGGAAGCAGUUAAACGAUAACACCAAUGCCAUAAACAGGCAUCCCUCGAAUGCGACACAGCAUCUACCUUAAACCAGCAAAACUUCAUCCCAAUAUAGAAACAGCAAAACCCACAGAUUUCGUGGGGGCCACGCCAUCAUCCCCCGCAAACCAUGUGCUCCCUCCCACGGCAAAAUGCCAAAACCUCAACCUUCCCUUCUUUCUAAACCUUCCUCUAAACUCGCACUCCCUCCUGUGUAUAUAAACUAACCUCUCUUCCUUCUAACCUUCCACUCUCCAGCUAUGGAUAUCGUCUUCUCCAAACAAGCUGCUGCGCACGAAACCUUCAGCAACGGUUCAAGCUCUCACUCCUCGUUCGAAGAUGACAGCGAGGGAGGGGUCACUAGUGCUCCAAUGCCGUCGGUCAGCAGUCAGCUCCUCUUGAAGCCAUCGUCAAAGGCUCAAGCUCGUAGCGAUCACAACCAUCACGCUGCCUCGAGAGCGCUGGACAGGGACGUCGUCCUGAGGCGCAUCAGGGACCAUAGGAGCCUGAACCGGGUCCGGAACGCUCUCCUAGCCCUGCAGUCAGGCGUUCAACACGGCGAGACGUGGGUCGACCCGGAUGAUGCCUUCUCCUCUCCAUGAAGACUAAGAGGAUGGGGAAGGUUGUCUAGGAGGUGGAAGACUGCACCGGCGAGUCAGUUUUAUGUGGAAGUACACUAUCUGUGUGGAGUCUCUAGUUUCUAUCGCUUGGAACAGAAGGCAGAAGUAUCUUAUCUGAUCUUGUAGAUUGGCUGCUUGAAUGGUAUUUGAUCAUGUGGGAACAAGGGCUGCAGUACUUAGUUCUGGUUAAUCCUUAAAAUGGCAUGUAGCUUCCAUCAAUGGUUACUCCACUAUCUAAUUCAAGUAACUGUGGGUUUGAAAUUUUCAUUACAUUCAAGUAACUAAUGCACCAAGAGUAGCAAGUAACAAAAUUUCGUGUUUGUA
Messenger RNA from Linum trigynum, 1361 nucleotides. The record is from the annotation of a GenBank genome assembly. NCBI's taxonomy places the organism in Eukaryota, Viridiplantae, Streptophyta, Magnoliopsida, Malpighiales, Linaceae.